UGGACCAGGUACCAGAUGGCAGCCUUCAGAAUAACUCUGUAUAUGGCAAUUGCUUGCCUUUUUAUUGCAUUAUUUCUAUAUUUUGAGUCACAGUCUUCUUUUUGUCCAUCUACGUCUACAUUUGCUGAUGAACUAACCUCUGAAGGCACAGUUCCCACUGAAAAGCCCAUCGUCCUGCUGUGGUUCUGGCCUCUUGAUGUGAAGUUUGAUUUCAAAAUCUGCUCAACCUACUUCAACAUUAGUAGCUGCAUACUGACUGAUGAUAGAUCCAUGUACAGCAGAGCAGAAGGAGUCAUUAUCUUCCAUAGAGAUAUCGACUGGCACUUGAAUAACAUUCCCAAGGACCCACGUCCAUCUUUUCAGAAAUGGAUUUGGUUUCACGUGGAAUCUCCGACAAACACACUGAAGAUACCAGGUUUGGAAAACCUGUUCAACUUAACACUGAGCUACAGACGAGACGCCGACAUUGUGGUGAGGAAUGAGGUGACUAUCAAGGAAGAAGAGAUGAAGGACGUCUUUGUUCUGCCCAAGAAAGACAAUCUGUUGUGUUGGAUUGUCAGUAACAGUGCUGCGAGCACUGGAACAAGUACAAGAGAGAAAUAUUACAAUGAACUGUCCAAACAUAUAAAGAUUGAAUUGUUUGGUUCUGCACAUACAGGGCGUCGGUUGAGCUAUGAAGACUAUUACCCAACCCUUGCUAGUUGUAAGUUUUACCUCUCAUUUGAGAACUCGCUCCACAAGGACUACUUUGUAGAAAAGGUAAACGGGCCCCUAGUUGCAGGGUCGGUCCCUGUAGUUAUGGGUCCACCAAGAGAAAACUAUGAGCAGUUUAUUCCCAAUGGCUCCUUCAUUCACAUCAAUGACUUCCCUGACGCAAAAUCACUGGCAGAGUUUCUACAGCAGCUGGACAAGGAUGAUAAAGCAUACAUGGGUUAUUUUGAGUGGAGAAAGUAUUAUAAAGUGGUGCCUCAUCUUUUGUCAAUGCAGAAUGAAUUCAUUCAUCCCAUCUGUCUCGCCUGUGACCACAUUUCAAAAGACAAGGAGUACCAUGUAGUUAAUGACCUUUAUGAGUGGUACUUUACAUGAAAACUGCUGUGACAUCAUUUUGUUAGAAGUUAUUAGGCAGUGAAGACACUGAAUAUCUCAGGGUUCUUGGUUGUCGAUUGAAUACUCUUAACAAACUCUUAAUUGGACCUAGUUUAUUGGUUCAUUUUUUUAGACAACAAUAAGUGUUCUUUUACCUUGUUUACCAGUUUUGGUGUGUAUCUUCUGCCUUCCUCAGAACUGUCACCUGAUUCUGGGUGAUGGUGGUGGAGUGCCUUCUCAGCUAACAUCAGUGACAGUUUUGAGGAGAAGAUACACAUUGUUUUUAUGAGUGAUGGUUUUGGGUUUUUUUUUAAUUUAUAAAUUUAAAUCUUUUGUAAAUAUAAAUCUGGUUAAGCUGUAUUAACCUUCCCAUACUUUGAGAUGACAGACGACAAAUUAUCGUGAUCAUAUUCACAAUAUGAUCACUAUGAUAUGAUUAUUAAUAAAUAAAAACGGUGUGAGCAAACUGAGAACGAUAGAAGUGAAAGUAUGAUAUUAAGAUCACUUCCUGUUUCCUAAAAUAAAAGCUUUGCCUGUCCAGCAUUCACAUUAUA
This is a messenger RNA of Solea senegalensis (Senegalese sole), 1640 nucleotides long. Its product is annotated as 4-galactosyl-N-acetylglucosaminide 3-alpha-L-fucosyltransferase 9-like. The record is from RefSeq and is a predicted model, not a curated record. Gene Ontology annotation, cellular component: membrane. NCBI's taxonomy places the organism in Eukaryota, Metazoa, Chordata, Actinopteri, Pleuronectiformes, Soleidae. The coding region runs from base 16 to 1086 and encodes 356 amino acids. The transcript is spliced from 2 exons. Gene Ontology annotation, molecular function: alpha-(1->3)-fucosyltransferase activity.